AUGACCCGACUUUUCGAGACGGAGGCCGACACCCUCAACAUGGACCGCGUGCGACUUCUGCGACGACAUAUCCUCUACAACUCCAACCGAGACCGUCUUCCCCCUUACACCGCUUGGCUCAAGUCCGAGUCCAAGGAGAACCCUGGUACCAAGUUGCCCGAGCUUGCCAAGCGGUACUCCGCUAUGUCCGACUCUGAGAAGGCUGAGAUUGCUAGACAAUACGGCCCCGACGCCUCUGAAGAGGGCAAUGUGUACGAUAAGUACGACUACAAGACCAUCAGAUACCCCAAGCUGUCCGGUCUCAACGUGUACCUGGCAGAGGCACUCAAGGACCAGACUCGAGUCUUGGAGGACAACAAGCUCAAGUCCACGAUCGCCGAGUGGUCCGCUCUUCCCGAGUCCAAGAAGCAGCACUACAACGAUCUCGCCAAGAAGAAGAACGAGUCCAACGCUUCCCGUCUGCUAAAGAUUUUCGGCGAGGUCAAGGAUCUGUACGAGCAGGACAACCUUGCUAUUGGCGGACGUAAAUAA
This is a messenger RNA of Yarrowia lipolytica CLIB122, 531 nucleotides long. RefSeq lists its product as uncharacterized. NCBI's taxonomy places the organism in Eukaryota, Fungi, Ascomycota, Dipodascomycetes, Dipodascales. The record is from RefSeq and is a predicted model, not a curated record.